UUCAAUCCUCGCCAAAACCCCUCUCUCUCUCUCUCUCUCUCUCUCUCAAAUGGUUUCAAAGAUUUUCAAGAAAAUACCCACAAGACCCACCAAAGAGCGGCGGAGCCUCCUCCACCGCCGGAAAAAGUACUCCAUAAAGACCACUGUCGUCGCCACCAUCAUCACCACCUUCCACCGCCGCCUCAUCAAAAUCUUCUCCAAACUUUCCAAAAUCUGCACCCGUCCUCAGAAAAACAACAACAACAAAACCCACCCCAAAAAACAGGGCAACCGAAUCCUCCAAACCAUCACCGCCGCCAACCUCCACCGCCGACCCCAGUACUCCGGCGGCGGCAACCGCAUUCUCCCGCCUCCUUCUUCUCCCGAAAAAAGAACCAUUUUUCUCGAUCUCGACGAGACUUUAAUCCAUUCCAAAUCCGAUUCGCACCCAGAAAACUACGAUUUCGUCGUAAAGCCGAUCAUGGACGGAUUCAGCGUCGAUUUCUACGUAUUGAAACGCCCAUUCGUCGACGAAUUGCUCGAAUUUCUCAGCAAAAGAUUCGAAUUAGUCGUAUUCACUGCCGGGCGGAGGGAAUAUGCGUCGCUUGUUCUCGAUCAGCUUGACCGGAAUUCUGCGAUUUCAUACCGGCUGUACCGGGACUCGUGCUGGGAAGUCAACGGGAAGUUCGUCAAAGAUUUGGCCGGGUUGAGGAGAGACCUGAAGAGGGUUGUGAUCGUCGACGAUAACCCGAAUUCGUAUGCUUUGCAGCCCGAAAAUGCGAUUCCAAUUCGACCGUUUACCGACGAUUUAUUGGAUGAUGAACUCCGGCGGUUGAUGGAGUUUUUUGAAGGAUCUGACAGGUUUGAGGACAUGAGAGAUGCUGUGAAGCAAUACGUUAAAGAUGAGAAAUUUUGAAUAUACUAUUUUUUUUUUUAAAUUUUCUUUUCAUGAAAAUAGUUUAUCGGAUGAAUUAUGUUCAAUUUUGAUUUCAUGGAGGGAAAUCACAUAAAAUUUGUUUAUUUGUGUUUUGUAUAUUUCUUUAAAAGAUUUAGUUAAUGUUAUAUUAAGAAAUUUAAAGAAAUUAUACAUUUUACAUAAAAAUGUGUAAU
Camellia sinensis is the source of this 1089-nucleotide messenger RNA. RefSeq lists its product as uncharacterized. The record is from RefSeq and is a predicted model, not a curated record. Gene Ontology annotation, molecular function: phosphatase activity. Lineage: Eukaryota; Viridiplantae; Streptophyta; Magnoliopsida; Ericales; Theaceae.